AUUUGGGAGGGACGCGGAUAUGAAAGCUUAGUCGAUCCCUUUGCCUUGCAACGAAAAUUACUUGGACAACGGAAAGUAAGUUAGCCUGUUAGUUCGCUGUCGUGCGGAUUCGUUUUCUAGUGUGUUAUGCGUAACUUUAAGUGUCAGAUGUAAGGUGUACUACUCGGUUUAUGCCUUACCUUCGUGGCUCCCUGUUCUGCUGAGUUGGGAUAACUUUUCAGCUGAGCUGCAGCGGCGGUUUGGGAUCCGCUGAUAAGAAGAAGGAGUCGACCAUGGAUUGGGGCACGGAGCUCUGGGAUCAGUAUGACGUCAUUGAAAAGCACACGCAGUCUGGGUUGGAUCUGGUGGAAAAAUAUAUAAAAUUUGUUAAGGAACGCACAGAGAUUGAGCAAACCUACGCCAAGCAACUAAGGAAUCUAACCAAGAAGUACAGUCCCAAACGAGGCAGCAAGGAGGAGCACGAAUGCAGGUUUUCAAAUCACCAGUCCUUCCUGGACAUUCUGAACGAGAUGAAUGACUACGCUGGGCAGAGAGAACUGAUUGCUGAGAACAUGAUGAUGAACAUCUGCAUCGAACUCACCAAGUACCUGCAGGAGCUCAAACUGGAGCGCAAGACGCAUCUAUCAGACGGCAAAAAGGCUCAGCAGUCUCUGGAGAGCACCUACAAGCAGCUUGACAAUAGUAAAAAACGCUUUGAGAGAGAGUGGAGAGAGGCAGAAAAAGCAGCACAGUAUGCAGAGAAGACAGAUCAGGACAUCAAUGCUACAAAAGCCGAUGUGGAGAAGGCCAAACAGCAGGCGCAUAUGCGCACACACAUAGCGGAGGAGUGUAAGAAUGACUACGCUGCCCAGCUGCAGAAGUACAACAAGGAGCAGAGCCAGUUCUACUUCACUGAUAUGCCUCUUAUAUUCAAUAAGUUGCAGGACAUGGAUGAGAGGCGCAUGCGGAAGUUAGCACAGGCCUACAUCCUGUAUGCGGACACAGAGAGGCACGUCAUGCCCAUCAUAGGGAAGUGCCUGGAGGGCAUCACCAGGGCUGGCACCAAUGUCAACGAGAAGAAUGACUCCUUGGUUCUCAUAGAGCAGCACAAGUCAGGCUUCGAGCGGCCCGGCGACCUGGAGUUUGAGGACUACAGUCAAGGCAUUAACCGAGCCUCCUCUGACAGCAGCCUGGGCACCCCCAAGGGUCCUCUGGAUCUGCUGGGCAAAAACAAAAGCAAACCAUUCUGGCUGUUCAGCAAGAAGAGCAAGCCUUCCUCCUCCCCGCUCACUCCCUUCUCCACACCCCCUGCUCCCUCACCCGCUAACGGACCCCCUUCUCCCAAGUUUGGCCGGGACCCCCUGUCGUACUGUUUGAAGGAGAUCAAUAAGACAGUCAAACCCCGAAUCUCCUCCUUCCGGACCCUCCGUAGAACGCCGGCUGCCACAGAGGACUUUGGCCACCUCCCGCCGGAGCAGCGCAGGAAGCGGCUGCAGCAGAAAAUCGAUGACAUCAGUAAGGAGCUACAGAAGGAACUGGAUCAGAGUGAGGCUCUGGGAAAGAUGAAAGACGUAUAUGAGAAGAAUCCUCAGAUGGGCGAUCCUGCCAGCUUGGCCCCACAGAUCACCCAGACUACCCACAACAUCGAGAGGCUUCGGGGAGAGCUCAGCAAAUACGAGUCGUGGCUCGCGGGAGCUGGAGGUCGAGGAGACACUCUCCGUUACUCCACUCACUCACUGAACAACAAUACUGGCAACAAUGUGUACAGUCCUGAUGGAGCCCAGUCAGAUGAGAGCACCCCUGAUGCCUCCCAGGCCAUCUAUGCAGAGUUUGACGAUGACUUUGAGGAAGAGGAGCUGUCUACUCCUAUUGGCCAAUGCACAGCACUCUACAACUUUCCAGGCUCCAGUGAGGGCACCAUCUCCAUGCAGGAGGGUGAGGUUCUUUCUGUGGUGGAGGAAGACAAGGGCGAUGGCUGGACGAGGGUGCGGCGAAACAAUGGUGAUGAGGGCUACAUCCCCACCUCCUACGCCAACAUCACGCUCAACAAGUGACCCAUUACACCCCCCCCACGCAGCUGCUGUACAGCGCCACCCCCCCAGCCCUGGAGCAACUCCCUAUAACGGCUCAUCAUCCGCCCCAGACCGCUGCUCUCUUCAGGGUGCUGAGAAAGAGAGAGACAGAGAGAGAUGGAGGAUACUCUUGUAUGUGGACUUUAUUCUGACAGGUUCUGGUCAGGUCAGCGAGUGAGAAAGUUGGAACCAUUUCGUGCAUUUUUCUUUCCACUCCAUCCCUCAGCCUUUCCCGUUCAUCAAACAAAGACAAACCGCGGAGGGAAUUGGGUUUGGAUGCUUUAGGCAAAUAGGAUGCAUCCAUACGACACGUUUCACAAAGUGUGCAUGGAAUCGGACAAAUGAUUAAUUCAUCAGCUUGAGGCUACCUUGUCAGCGCCGAUCAGAAGAUGAUUACCUGUAACCAUAGCUACCCUCUCUCUGUCCCAUGCCUUGACCUUCCUGUUGUCCUCACAGUUUUUCAGUUUAAACAUUCACUCAGACAUAAUGCAAAGGCCAUUGCGCGCUGCUCCUUUGCAAAUGCUUGCCUACGUGUGCAAUUAUAAUGGAAUGAUUGAGCGUCUGUAUGAAAGAGAGACAGAGAGAGAGAGAGAGCACAUUAGAAACCAGUUGAUAAGGUCAAACAUUUCUUCAUUUAUAAAUAUUAAUGGAGUAUUAAAUACUACAUACCCUGCAAUGCAAGACUGUUAAGACAAUCAGCACCAUAUUUAAAGGGGAAUACCAUCAAUGCAUCAAAAUUUCUGCAUAAUUUAAUGGCUGACAUUAGAGGUGGGCAAUAUGGCAAAAUGUGAUAUUUCAACACUUCAAGAAGUUUUCAUGAUGUUUAACGUCACAAUUUCUAUUUUUUCUGACAUCUGAUACAUUGGAAAAUAAGAUAAGUAGUGCCACAUUUAAAAAAAAAAACACUCAAAAACUAUAAAUACGAUGAUUUAAAGUCAAUAUUUUGCAUACAGUUCAGCACUAAAUCCAAUUAAACAGGUCUUAUGCUCUGCAAUGAAACAUGCAGAUGGGAAGUGUUAAGUACUGACUGCUCAGCAGAGUAUAUUGUGACACAUUGUGAAGUAAUUUAUCACAGUAACGGUAAAUAUUAUCAUAUUGCCCAACCAUAGUUGAUUCAAUCAGUCGUUCAGAGUGGUUUCUUAUUAAAUAGUUUGUUGUAGAAAAACUUGCCUACUCAGAUUUCUUAACACGGUGGUGAUGGGAACCAGGGGAUGCGUCUACAGUGCAAAUAUAGCCUUUUUAUUGGUGAACCAAUAAAUUGCUGUUGGCGGAUCAAAACCUUGUAUAUCCAAAAUGGCAACUUUACCGGAGAAGGAAAGAACAUACUUUACUUUUAAUUCAAGUCAAUUUUUUUUUUGGUCCAUUUAUCAUGAAAUUUACACACAAUGUAAAGGACAACAGGCAUUUUGAAAUUAUAUCAAAAACUGAAAAACGACAUAAACGGAGAUGCAAGAUUUGUCCCGACAGAAGUGAAAUGCUUUACAGUGCUGUUCAUGUUCCUCUCCACCUUGAAUGGAUUUUAAAAUAUUCAUUUAGACCAAAAACUAACACAAAACGGUGUCUCAGCCAUCACAGAAUAAGGUAGAAUCAUUUCAUAAAAAGCUUUUAGCAUAUAACACUUUAGAUGUCUGGUUCCUGUCAUCACCACACACACACAUUUUAUAAGCCGCUUAUGCUUCUGGUUCGCGGGGGGAGGUGGAGCCUAUCCCAGCGGUCAUUGGGCGGAAGGCAGGAAUCUGGCCAUCACUAUUGUCCAUAAUUCUGACUUUUUAAGUUUCUGUAGAACUGUGCAUUUCACAACAACCUACUCUGAAUCAUUUUCUUUACAUCCUAAUCAUGUUAUUAUGCAGAAAUUUAAAAAAAUUGGUGAAAUUCUUCUUUAAGCUCCUCUAAUUUCAUGACAGCUUAUUACAGUUCCAUCUACAGAUUUUUUGCAAAGAAAAUAUACGAUUUUGUGCUGAGAGAUCAUAAGUUAUUCAUUGUUUUAAAAAGGAAUAUUAAAUAUUGUGUGGUCACAUGUCCAUAAAAGAUUACUGCACACAACACAGUUUAUCAGCAAUUAAUGUGUAAAUAAAUAAAAGAAAACUAAAGAUGUGCAACAUUUAGGACUUUCAUAUUUAUGUAUAAGAAAUAAUAUAUUUUAGAUAUCACAACACCACUAUUGUCUUACUAGCGUUUUGUCCAUAAGGAAUAAGGAGUGUAGUCUGAGCCGAUUCCUGUAUGCAGUAGUUAAUGGUGAGGAAGACGCGUUGGGAUAUUGUAUCGCUGUAGUUUGCCUGAUUGAGCCAGAGUCUGUGCUCUACAUGCGAGGCAGGUUCUUAUGUCCAGGUGCCUUCUAGUUAAGCAUUGUGUAUGUAACAUUUACAGUACAGCUGUCUACUGUCCCUAGAGACUUUAUAAAUGUCGAGCACAUUUCCCAGA
Colossoma macropomum (tambaqui) is the source of this 4472-nucleotide messenger RNA. It is a transcript of the gene trip10a, whose product is annotated as thyroid hormone receptor interactor 10a. The record is from RefSeq and is a predicted model, not a curated record. Gene Ontology annotation, biological process: signal transduction. Bases 273 to 2033 code for a protein of 586 amino acids. The transcript has 15 exons. Gene Ontology annotation, molecular function: protein binding. Lineage: Eukaryota; Metazoa; Chordata; Actinopteri; Characiformes; Serrasalmidae.